Messenger RNA from Gossypium raimondii (Peruvian cotton), 1331 nucleotides. Its product is annotated as peroxisomal membrane protein 11C. Lineage: Eukaryota; Viridiplantae; Streptophyta; Magnoliopsida; Malvales; Malvaceae. Bases 317 to 1024 code for a protein of 235 amino acids. Gene Ontology annotation, cellular component: peroxisomal membrane. The transcript has 8 exons. Gene Ontology annotation, biological process: peroxisome fission; regulation of peroxisome size. The record is from RefSeq and is a predicted model, not a curated record.
GGUUUGGUUUGGAAAAGAUUGGACCAAACAUGCCUCUAUCAUAGAGAUAGAGAACACUAAAAAAGGACACAAAGAGUGAGAGAGACUGAGACCUCCCUUCCCUUUUAAAGGAAAGGUAAAAAGUUCGUGGAUUUCGAGGCCAAAUCAUCCGCCACUUCCUUCGCUACCAUUCUCUCUUUUCCUUGUAUCUGGGUACUUGUACUAUAAUUCACCAAAACCUUGUUGUUUGAUUCAUUCCUGUGUGUUUUUGAGAUGCCUUUAUCUUCUGCUACUAUUCUUAUGCUUUUAGUUACUACUUGUGUCUUUUAGAUAAAAGAUGAGUACGCUGGACGCAACUAGAGCAGAACUUGCUCUUAUAGUUUUGUAUUUGAAUAAGGCUGAAGCAAGGGAUAAGAUAUGCAGGGCUAUACAAUAUGGUUCGAAAUUCUUAAGUAAUGGGCAACCUGGCACAGCCCAAAAUGUUGACAAGUCAACCAGCUUGGCUCGGAAAGUUUUCCGUCUUUUUAAGUUUGUCAAUGAUUUGCAUGGUCUUAUUAGCCCAGUUCCUCGAGGAACUCCCCUUCCACUUGCUCUGCUGGGAAAGUCCAAAAAUGCACUGUUGUCAACUUUCUUGUUUCUCGAUCAAAUUGUCUGGCUUGGCAGAACAGGUAUCUAUAAGAACAAAGAAAGAACUGAGCUGAUUGGACGAAUAUCUCUUUUCUGUUGGAUGGGUUCUUCAAUCUGUACCACCUUGGUUGAGCUUGGGGAGCUCAGAAGGCUAUCUAAAUCAAUGAAAAAGUUGGAAAAGAAUCUUAAGGACAGUGAUAAUUACAAGAAUGAGGAAUACUGUGCCAAGCUCCAAAAAUCAAAUGAGAGGACUCUAGCUCUUGUUAAAGCAGGACUGGAUAUAGUGGUAGCAGUUGGCCUUCUUCAAUUGGCACCUAAGAAAGUCACCCCUCGUGUAACAGGAGCUCUUGGAUUCGCUACGUCUUUCAUCUCCUGUUAUCAGUUGCUUCCAUCGCCACCGAAGUCCAAGGUAAACUGAAGUGGGAAGCCUGUUUUGCUCAUCAAGCUUGAGUAUCAUCAUCUAAAUAAAUUCAACUUGUGCAUUUAAGUUCAUAUCGGUACAAGGUUUGAAGAAUUUGUCAACUUGGGGGUGAACUCGAAAUUACACUUCCUAUUUAUAGCACCACUGUUGUUGCAUAUCUUUCUGGCUUUCAACAAAAAUAAUACUAUUAUACAUUGCUAUCAUUUCUUCACAUUCAUGAAUUUAGGCAGAGUUCAUAUAUAUAUCCUGUGCUCUGUUUGACACAUUUUAUUACUUGGAUAAACAUAUACCCGAUUUAGUGACA